AUGUAAACAUUAGUAGUGAGAGAAAAAGUUGUUCGUGAUAUGCCUUUUAACGCAUACCAAUUUUAACAAUGGAUGCCAAUCCAUUAUGCAUCAUACUAGUAAAGAAUGGGAGCAGAGGCGACAGAUUAUUAUUUCGAUACCCUUAUUCAGAUGACAAUGCGUUGGAGACCAAGACAAAAGCAAAGAGACACAACCCUUACUCGAUGCUUGGGGAUGGCACACCCCAGACUUCAACAAUACGAUGUACAUCAAAUAUAUCUAAUGGAAAGUUAACCGGCUUUAGUGAUAAGGUUAUGUCAAACCUGUUUGCUCUUAAAAGUGAACUUUGUGACCGCAAAUUUGAACUAAAAGUAAAUGAUGUGAGAUUUGUAGGUCAUCCAGUUCGCCUUAACCCUACAACAACACUUGGUCGACAUCAAGACAGAAGAAAACCUUCAACGAUUAUUCUGUUUAAUAUUGUUUUUGCUCUGAAAGCAACUCUUAAUCAUGAUGUUGUCAAUUGUUACCAUGAUUUGAGCAUGCGGUUAGGCUUGGCCCUGCGUCAUGAGGAGUAUCGGUGUCAGUUCCUGUCUUCUGAAGCAAGGAUAAUGCUAGCUGCUCAUGAUGAGGCAUCUCAACUUCCAGAAGAUGGUCAGAUAUCACCUUUUCAGCUGAUACUUGACAGAAGUUUAUUUGCUCGUCACCUAAGACAAGUUUAUGAGGAGUUGUGUGGCUCAGGUAUUGUUCAGCUACGUCUUAACAAGUGGAUUCAAGUGAGCUUUUGUUUACCUCAAAAAGUUCAUCAUAGCCUAGCAACAGGAGAAUUUAUUGAUUACGAAGGAUUGUUAAGGGGGCUACAGACUCUCAAGCCUUAUCAUACGCUCCUUUUGUUAGUGGAGCGCUCAGAGUUACUUCGGUCUCUCUCUGCUGAUGCCUCACCUGCUCUUCGACGGCUGCUUCAUGUUGAAUCAGCACUUACACCAUUUUACACCCUUGCUGCUGAUGCAGACUUGACAUUACCUCAGGUGUUUAUGCUUGUUGGACAUUUGGUAUAUUGGGGGAAAGGAACUAUAAUUUACCCUGUGUGCAGUACAAAUGUUUAUGUACUUUCUCCAAAUGCUCCAACAGUUAUCAAUAGUCAACUAGCAGAACGAUUUAGUGAACAGUUUCCUGGGUCUUCUCUUCAUGCUGUCUUAGCAGAGUUCUCUUUCCCCAUCUCCCUGAGUGAUAAAUGCCAUCCCAUGACGUACCCUCACCAACAGCAAGAACAAGUGCAGCAGGUGCUGUGGUUGUUGAAACAUGGCUUACUUCAGCAGCUGCAUACCUAUGUCUAUCUAGCUCCUCCACCAACAUCCUCAGAUUCAGGAAGUGGACGGCUUAGUGGGCGUGAAAUAGGAGGAACAGGACAGCUAGGGAGUCAUGGUACAAGUUCCCCUGCAAGUACAAGUAUACCAACUCCAACAGUUCAUGAGCCUCCACCACUGUCUCAUGAUCCUCCUUCACUAACGCCUCAUCCACAGCAGUCUCAUCAGGCAGAUAUCAUUGGAGAUGCACUCCACCAUGCUGCUGUACAGCUCAGUCAGCCUGCUUCUGAAAGUGAUUUAGGCUCGGUGUGUAGUGAUGAGCGGAGCCCCAGUCCAGGUGUCAGUCUUAACACCAUCCCGGAGGACUACAUCCGCCGCCGCCUUGAUACAUUUUUGUCACCAGCAGAAAAAGAAAUGGUCAUGAAAGUAGAAGCUGCUCAAAAUCCAGAAGACCUUAAACUGUUUGCCAAGCUGUGUGUAUAUUUCCGGGGACGUCAUCACCUAGAAGAAAUGAUGUAUAGAGCCAAUUUGUGGAGAUCUGAACUACUCCAAGCAAUUGACAAAUUCAGACAAGUCCUUAUUACCUGUCAACACCCAGAUGAUUCCUUUACGCUCACAGCUCACACCAAAUGACUCUCCAGUGAUAAGUGAAUUUCCAUUGUUCGAAAUAGUGGAAGUGUAGACUGAGAUGAUAAAACUGACCAGUUUGAUUUCUAUGGCUUCAGAUAAGAAUAUUUAAAUGAUUCUCAGGCAUCGUCUGGUCACAGUGUGUAUCAUUUAUGUAGAUAAUGAUAAUUUUGCUUCUGUUGAUAAAGAUAUUGAUUCUUUUGUUACAUUUCAUAAAAGAAAUUGUUACACUCUUCAAUUUUUUUAAAGUUCUAGAAUGUUGUACCAAGUUUUGGUAUGUUUUUCUUUUUCUUCUUUUUUUUCUCUGAUUAGGCCUAAUACUAAAAUGAAUAAGAUAUAUCUUCAUAUUUCUUCCUCAUAAAUUGACUUUUUAAGAUUUUUUUUUUUUUUUUUUUUUUUUUUUUUUUUUUUCCAUAUGAUACCAGGUAGGAAUUGCAAAAAGAUGUAUUUUUACCCCAUCAGUCAGAGGUUCAAGUACUUUCCUGUAAUGAAUUUAGUAAUACACAGAUGGCUGAACAAGUGCUCAACAACCAUGGAGUCAAAUAGUAGGCCUUGUGUAACUACAUCUGAUUUUCCCCAUUCCAAUUUUUUUUUCUAAUGCUAUCAAAAUUUAUACUGUUAUUGUUGAUAUCAUUAUUAUUAUUAUUAUUAUUAUUAUUAUUAUUAUUAUUAUGUUAUUAACAUACUAAAUACCAUAAAAAAGUAAAAGUGAAUCUUUCCUAAAAUCAAGGAAAAGGGCAAUUAAGUGGUAGGAUUAAUAAUUGACUUGGGUUACUAAACGCUUGUGAAGCCAUCAUUGUGUAAACACAAUAAACUGAAAUUACAGUGUACAUUGUACGUAUGUCACGCCAUUUGCGACCAGUGGAUUACCUAACUUGUAUAUCAAAUCAGGUGUCCAUAAUUCAAAAUUAAAAUAUAAAUACUAGGGCUCAUCAUUAUUCUUAAACUAUGUACAUUGAUACUGGGGAGUUGGUAUGUGGUCCAAAAAGAACUUUGAUUAUAUGAAAUAAGUUAUGUGUACUUGUCAUAUGUAUAUGUUCAGUUUGUUAUCUUUGUUUCAAGUAAGUUAUGUGGUUACCAAAUGACCCAAGGGAUUCCUCACACCAGCCCUGCUGCCAAGCUAAAUGGUGGGGAAUGACAUAUGCACAAACUCAUGAAAGGUUGCUAAUUGAGAACUUGACUCAUAUUUAAUAUUACAUAUUAAAAUAUGGAUGUUUUUUGCUGUGGCAAAUACAUUGCAUGCAUAAGAGAGUUAACUAUUAAACACAUUGAAAAGUUCCAACAUCAUAAUGGUUGCACUUGAGGAAAGGUAUGCAAUAUUUUAAUAUCAGAUCAUAUGCUUGCAUACAAUGUUUAUUUUCCAGCAACAACUUUACCUGAUAGAAUGGUGCACUUGUAUGCCUGAAAAAACAAGAAUAAUUGUAGGAAAUCUGUAGUCACAUUGCAAACUGUCAAUAACUUUCUAAUAGAAAUAUUAAAAACUUGAAUGUUAACCAGUAAAAGCAGCAGAUUAAGAUUUAAUUUGAUAUCCAGCGUAAGUCAGCUGAAAAAGAAAUCUUCCAAACUCAAGAAGUUAUAAUAAACAAAUGAGUUACCAGGUAAUAGUCAUAAUAGUUGGCUAAUUAGUUCAUGUACA
This is a messenger RNA of Penaeus vannamei (Pacific white shrimp), 3546 nucleotides long. It is a transcript of the gene Nprl3, whose product is annotated as GATOR complex protein Nprl3. The record is from RefSeq and is a predicted model, not a curated record. Gene Ontology annotation, biological process: cellular response to amino acid starvation; positive regulation of autophagy; negative regulation of TORC1 signaling. Gene Ontology annotation, cellular component: GATOR1 complex. NCBI's taxonomy places the organism in Eukaryota, Metazoa, Arthropoda, Malacostraca, Decapoda, Penaeidae.